This is a messenger RNA of Pundamilia nyererei, 1964 nucleotides long. RefSeq names its product zinc finger protein OZF-like. Bases 202 to 1431 code for a protein of 409 amino acids. NCBI's taxonomy places the organism in Eukaryota, Metazoa, Chordata, Actinopteri, Cichliformes, Cichlidae. The record is from RefSeq and is a predicted model, not a curated record. Gene Ontology annotation, biological process: regulation of DNA-templated transcription. Gene Ontology annotation, molecular function: RNA polymerase II cis-regulatory region sequence-specific DNA binding; DNA-binding transcription factor activity, RNA polymerase II-specific. The transcript has 3 exons.
UGACGCAAUGGUUACCGUUUAACAUGUCUAGUGUUCGGGUUUCAGAGUGAUUGUUGUUGAAGAAAUCUGCUAACAAGUUAAAAAAAGAAAAAGAAAAAACGAUCGUCCGGCAUGAGAAGGAGACCAGCCGUCAGCUCAGACUGCUGGACAUCAGCUGGAAACCCGACAUAAAGCCACACAUUACAGUCCUCCCACAUCAACAUGAAUUGUGAGGAAGAGGAGGGUGUGCAUGAUCAGCAGGUCUGUAACCAGGAGAGGAAUUCCAGUCUGGACCAAAAUGACCCAGAGCCUCCACAGAUUAAAGAGGAACAGGAGGAAGUCUGCACCGGUCAGGAGGCCGAAGGCAUCAUCGUCUGGACCGGAAAAGAGCGGCUCAGACUGCUGGAUACCAUUUGGAAACCUGAAAUAAAGCUACACAGAAUAGACCUCCACCAGCAGGAUAUUGGUAAGGAGGAAGAAGUUGUCACAGAUCAGCAGGUCUGUAACCAAGAGAGGAACUCCAAUCUGGACCAGGAGGAUCCAGAACCUCUGCAGAUUAAAGAAGAACAGGAGGAAAUCUGCAUCAGUCAUGAGGAAGAACCGCUUGUAUUGAAGGAGGAGACUGAGACCUUUAUGGCUGCUUCUACUUACGAGGAGUGUAAAUCAGAACCAAACAGUGACCAGUUCCUUUUUCACAACUCUCCUGACCCAGAGAGCCUAGAACAAGAAGAAAGCGAGCAUGUGGACUUAGCAUCAAGUAAAAAAUUAUUAAAAUGUGACACUUGUGGAAAAUUUUUUCAGUAUCAGUCCAAACUUAAUAGACAUCUGAGAGCUCACACAGGUGAGAAGCCAUAUUUUUGUGUCACAUGUGGGAAGAGAUUUAGUCAGAUGAUACACUUAAGAAAGCACAUGAGAAUUCACACAGGUGAGAAGCCUCAUCCUUGUAGCAUCUGUGGAAAUAAGUUUAAUGACAUGUCAGCAUUCAAAUCGCACAUGAGAAUUCAUACCGGUGAAAGACCAUAUUCUUGUAGCACCUGUGGGAAAAGUUUUAGCCAAAUGAUACACUUGAAAAUUCACAUGAGAGUUCACACAGGCGAAAAGCCGUAUUCUUGUGAUAUGUGUGAUAAAAGAUUCACUAAUUUGAUAAACUUGAAAACGCACAUAAGAAUUCACACGGGAGAGAAACCACAUUCUUGUAACAUCUGUGGGAAAACCUUUCGUCAGAAUUCGACGUUGCAAACUCAUCUAAGAAUCCACACAGGUGCGAAACCAUAUUCUUGUAGCACCUGUGGGAAAAGAUUUAGUCAUAUUAAAAACCUGACAACUCACUCAAGAAUUCACACAGGUGAGAAGCCAUAUACUUGUAGCACCUGUGGGAAAAAUUUCAGUCAGUUGACUCAUUUAAAAAGUCACAUGAGAAUUCAUACUACCUUACAAAAUGUGGCAGAGUAGGAGUGUGUGACUGUUAGAAUGCAUAGUGAGGAAAAUCACAGCUACACCUGAGGGGAAAAAAAGAUGACCUUAUAUUCUGGUCAGUAUGGAAUAGCUUUUAAUAAUAGUCACUCAAGUUGGCUGUGUUUUUGUUCUGAUGUAAUUGGAAGCCCAGUUUUAUAAAGGGUCUCAAAUAAGCCAGUUUUUAGAACAUUUCCUACUGAACUAUCUUCAAUAUGUAUUAACAUUUCACGGUAGAAAUUUUAAACCUGUAUAACCAGUCCUGUGAAAUUUUAGCUUCAUAUAUUAAACAAAAACAAAACAAAAAGUUAUAUGUUUUAAGUUACUUUCAAAACUUAAAUGGUUUCUAACUAAGUCGUAAAGUGAUAAUAUUCUAUUUUCAUUCAGCUUUCAAGCAUUUGAGCAAAUACGAUAAAUGUUUUAACGAAAACAAAAAUAUCCGUAAAGAGUUUAAUCUGAAUAGAACAAGUUUCUAGAUGGUUGUGUAACUACAACUCAGAAAAUAAUUUCAUUAGAUAUUUGCAUGUUUAACC